CAUUGUGGAGUUCUAGACCUGGACAUUGUGGAGUUCUAGACCUGGACAUUGUGGAGUUCUAGACCUGGACAUUGUGGAGUUCUAGACCUGGACAUUGUGGAGUUCUAGACCUGGACAUUGUGGAGUUCUAGACCUGGACAUUGUGGAGUUCUAGACCUGGUUCCAAACAUGGUAACAAUGGCCACUGACCAGGAUGUCGUCUCCUCCUGUGAGUGGGAGUGUGACAGGGUGUUGUACCUCCUGCCCUCCCUGCUGCUGUUCCUGCUCUACCUGGCUCUCCGCUGGCCCCCGGUACAGCGAAUGGCGAGGCUGGGGGUGAGGGCUGCCGCCUGGUGGCUAUGGGUGGCACUGUGCUGGGUCCUGGAGCUCCCCAUCCACCACCCUCACACAGAGCCAGGCUGGGGCGAGGAGAGGGGAGGAACACAGGUACAGGAGCAUGGAUCAUCCCCAGGCCUUGCCAUAGGACCGUCACCAGAGAAAAGCUGGGGUAGAGAGAGUGGAAUGGGCCUUGGCUUGGGAUCACAUCCAGCCCUCUCCCCAGCCCCAGGACCCACUCUAGCCUGUAAGCCCACAGCCCUGGCCCGGUUUCUGCUCCAGCACUGCUGUUCCCUGGCCAGACCCAGACUGGCCCCAUGGCCCAGGGGGGACCCCCACCUCCAGACCCUCUCAAGUUUUCUGUUGGGGGGCCUGAUUGCAGGAGACCAGGGACAAGAGGUCAACUUUACCCGAGACCACCUUCUACUGAAGGACGGGGGGGUAGUGGCUCUGGACUGGGCUGUAGGCGUAGGUGGGGGAGAGGCGGUGGGACGGGAGAGAGAGAAGGAGCACCAUCCUGGGGGGAAGGCAUUGGGCUGCCACACCUCCACACCUCCAAUCCUCCUCCUCAUCCCUCACUACUGGGGAGGAGUGACGCCCCACCUGAGAGGUCUGUGUAGAAUGGCUCUUCGUCAGGGUUUCUAUUCCCUCGUGUUUCACCGUAGGGGCACGGGGGGGUGCCCUCUCACCACGCCACGGCUGACUGAGUAUGGAGACUCUGUUGACCUGAUGCAGACAGUAGCAUAUGUGCGUAGCCGGCACCCGUCCUCUGUGCUGGUAGCGGUGAGCGAGGGUUCUGGUUCGGGCCUGCUGCUGUCCUACUUGGGAGAGUGUGGCUCCUCCUCUUACCUGACGGCUGCAGCCUGCAUCUCACCUGUCCUGCAGGGCCAACUGUGGUUUGACACGCCCCUGCCGCCACUCUACCGCUGGGCAGUGCUGAUCCAACGCAAACUGCAGCUCAGCAGGUAUGCCAGUGCCCUUAGUGGGGUGUUAGAUGUAGACAGGGCUCUCCACUGUUCCUCCCUCAGAGACUUUGAAGAGACCCUGUUCUGCUCUGCACUGCGACCCAAUAUCCCCCAACACCCAACCAGUCACACACCGACCCCAGGGGCCAGAACCGCCAGCGGGACACCAACCACCAAACCAGGGGCUACUGUACCCCCCCUGAACACCCCCUAUCUGACGGGACCCCACAACACCAACCUGGAGGCCAUGCCCGGUGCCAAAACUGUCUCCCCCACCCUUGCCUCCACUCCCAGGGUUCCAACCACCAGAGCAGGGGACACAGCACCCCACCAACACACCCCACACCACUCAACAGGACCCCUCCUCCCUGGGGCCCCAGCUUCCACCUCUGGAGCCAGAUCAGGUGCCAGAGGGGCCACUGCUCCCCCACCCUCCCUUAAGGGAGCUGGGGUAGCAGGGGAAUCAGGGGUAGGUGGGGUGGCAUCCUGGGUGCUGGGGGAGCGGGGUCGUCCUGCCAGGGACUGGGAGAGUUACUGGGAGAGGAACGAACCUCUGAGGGACGCAGACGAGGUGGCGGUUCCCGUGCUCUGCCUCUGUAGCCGUGACGACCCCCUCCUGCCGCCCCCCUCCACCCUGCCACUCGCCCUUUUCCAAAACAACCCUUAUUUCUUGCUGGCGCUGACGGAGACGGGCGGACACUGUGGGUUUGGACUGGAGGAGGGAGGACAGGGGGAGGGAGAGGUGGGAGGUAACUGGAGUAGCGUGUCUGUGUUGGAGUACUUCAGGGUGGUGGCUGAAUUUCUGAAGGGGGAGGAGAGGAAGGGGAUGAGGUGGGGGGAGUACGGGCAUGGGCAGGGGGGGGGGCAGAGGGGCAGUACCAUCCCACCCCCGGAGGAAGAGGAGGGAGUCCAUGAUGAAGAGAGAUCGAGCACACAGUCACACACACAGGAACACCUCAAUGAUGGAGGAGGAAGAGGAGGGGAGGAGGGACAGUUUACCUGGCAGAGGUCCUACACACGUUGA
Oncorhynchus masou masou (cherry salmon) is the source of this 2304-nucleotide messenger RNA. Its product is annotated as protein ABHD15. Gene Ontology annotation, molecular function: short-chain carboxylesterase activity; monoacylglycerol lipase activity. NCBI's taxonomy places the organism in Eukaryota, Metazoa, Chordata, Actinopteri, Salmoniformes, Salmonidae. The record is from RefSeq and is a predicted model, not a curated record. Bases 169 to 2304 code for a protein of 711 amino acids. The transcript has 3 exons.